UUUCAAUCGCAGCAGACCCUCCCAUGCUGACCCAGAGCCCGGUCCCGGCAAUCUGCCUUCAAGACGGUGUGGAUGUGAUGCUAGGCAUCGACGAAGCUGGCCGCGGCCCUGUCCUUGGCCCCAUGGUGUACGGCGCCGCCUAUUGGCGUGUGGAGGACGACGCGGUCAUGAGCAGCCAUGGUUUCGACGACUCGAAAGCCUUGACCCACGAGUCCAGACAGCGCCUCUUUGACAAAAUCAAGGGCACGACAGACAUGGGGUACGUCACGCGAACCAUCGACGCGACCGAGAUCUCGCACAACAUGUUAACUCGCAGCCGCAACUUGAACGAAAUGUCGCGGGAUGCCGCGAUUGAAAUGAUUGACGCCGUCCAACGCGCCGGCGUGAAUGUCACUCACGUGUACGUGGACACAGUGGGCGAUCCGAAUUGGUAUCGCAUGUUUCUCACCAAGCACUUCCACGGAAAGAUUGUGUUUGUCGUGGAAAAGAAGGCCGACAGUCUGUUUAAGGUCGUCAGCGCCGCCAGCAUUUGCGCCAAAGUCACACGGGAUGCAGUGGUCGCCGCGUGGAAGUACGAAACGCCAGGGCUCCAGCAUUUAGAUACAGAUUUCGGGUCGGGAUAUCCAAGUGACCCCAAGUGCAAGCGGUGGCUCAACGACGCGCUCGACCCUGUGUUUGGCUACCCCAACAUCGUCCGGUUCAGCUGGGGAACGCUCGAGAGCUACCACGACCGGCUCGUGGACGUGACGUGGCCACAUGACAAGGAAGACGCUCCAGUGGGCACGCAAUCGAUCGCGGCGUUUAUGACGUCAGGAACCAAGAAGCGGAAGCGCGCGGCGUACUUUGCACAAGCUAAUUUCGAGAUUGUUCAGGAGCUGUAAGAGUAGACAUGAUUGAGCAACAGCAGACGAUCCACCGACAACGCAAAACUUUCGUGGCCGCCAUCGUGCUGUCGCGAUUUCGCUCCACUCACAACCACGUCGUUCACCGUGCGGCUUUUCCUCUGCUGUGAAAGGCACCGAUACACAUCGAUGGAUCAUCUCGCUCUUAACGAAACAUCUCAAAACGGCGGAA
Molecule: messenger RNA, 1074 nt
Organism: Aphanomyces invadans
Lineage: Eukaryota; Oomycota; Saprolegniomycetes; Saprolegniales; Verrucalvaceae
Product: ribonuclease HII
Exons: 2
Coding region: 24-881 (285 amino acids)
Biological process (GO): mismatch repair; DNA replication, removal of RNA primer
Cellular component (GO): ribonuclease H2 complex
Molecular function (GO): RNA binding; RNA-DNA hybrid ribonuclease activity
Source: RefSeq, a predicted model, not a curated record